AAGAACCCCGCCGGGCCUCCGUGGAUGUGAGGGAGGAGGUUUGGUGGGGCGGGACGUGCCUGCGCCCGGACAGGCGAUCAUGUUCUGAAUCAGGUCCUGUGGGAACGUCCAUCCAUUUGGAAAAACCAAUAAAGUCAAAUCCCUACCUCCGCCCACAAAGAUAAACCUCAAGAUGAACGACCAAAAAUCAGAGCACACGACAAGUGCGGCGCCCGUGGCGAGAGCUGCCCCUGCUCCGUCGGUCCCCCGGUGGCUGGUCCGAGGUAAGUGGAGGAGGAGUUGGGAGGAAAGCGUUGGGAAUCGGACAUGGAGUCCCCGACCCCGGAGGCUGGCCCUGUGACUGGAGGCUGGGGCCCCAGGAGGCCAUGGCCCGGGAGAAGCUGAGAGUGGAAGAGGAGAAGAAGGUGAAGCUUGAAAGAUUUAACAGCUCCAGAGUCCAUCUGGAGACGCUGGCUGACCUGGAACACUUGGUUCAAAGACGGAGAGAGAAGCGACUGAGACGCAGAGUCCCCCCCAGGGAACCUGAGCCCGUGGUUAAGCAGCAGCAGCCCCCGGCCCAGCUGGAGCCUGUGGCCCUGGAGACGUUCCUGAAGGCAGCUGCUGAAAACCAGGAGACCCUGAUUGACAAGUACCUGGCCGACGGCGGGGACCCCAAUGCCCAUGACAAGCUCCACCGCACUGCCUUGCACUGGGCCUGUCUGAAGGGUCACGGGCAGCUGGUGAGCAAGCUGCUGGCGGCAGGUGCCGCCGUGGACGCACGGGACUUGCUGGACAGGACCCCUGUGUUCUGGGCCUGCCGUGGAGGACACCUGGACAUCCUCAAACAGCUGCUUAACCAGGGGGCCCAGAUCAACGCCCGGGACAAGAUCUGGAGCACCCCCCUCCACGUGGCCGUGCGCACGGGGCACUCUGACUGCCUGGAGCACCUCAUCGAGUGCGGAGCCCGCAUCGACGCGCAGGAUAAGGAAGGCGACACAGCCCUGCACGAGGCUGUGCGGCAUGGCCGCUACAAAGCCAUGAAGCUGCUGCUGCUCUAUGGAGCCAAGCUGGGCGUGCAGAACAUGGCCUCCCUGACGCCGGUGCAGCUGGCGCGAGACUGGCAGCGGGGCAUCCAGGAAGCACUGCAGGCCCACAUCGGGCAUCCCCGCACCCGGUGCUGACGACAACAGACCUGUGGGGUCACUCAGCCACCAUUCCAUCCCUUGCACCUCCUGCGUUUCUGCCCCCUCCACCCCCAAACUCUUUCCUGCCCUGGGCCCGAGUCCCCCCAGGGCUUCACUUCCUCAGGCAGCUGUCAGGCCCCAGGAGCAGCCCCGAGCCCAGCAGGUGGCAAGCAGGCCUCUCCGUGUCGGGCUGCGCUGGGCCGGGCUGGAGAGAGGACCACAGGACCGCAAAGCGGGGCCAGAGGAGGGCCGGCGGGGUGCAGCAGAAGGGAACGGCCCUGGGCUGGCUGCUCGAUGCCCUUGGUGUCCACAAACCCCCAGGCCGGGAGCUGUGCCCUUGCUCAAUCGCCUGUGGCAGCAGCUGCUAUCCAGGAUGGACGGGAGGCGAUGGAUGCAGGCCAUACAGGUGCCAGGCACGGCACGGCGUGGCUGCCCGAUGCCCGUGGGCAGGGUUUCUCCAGAGAACUCCAGUCCCGUCAGCAGCAGCCCUGACAGGGUCUGGAAUGGCUCUGGCACUCAGUCUCCAGGCCUCUGGAGGUGGGCUCUGGCCUUCUCAAAGCGCUGCCCAACAGGUUUGGGCCCACAGCAGGCCAGACCCACCAGGCUGCCUCAGAAGUCCCAAGUCUGAGGAGCCAGAGAUAAGGCGCUGGGGAAAGCUUUCGCCCACUGUCUGAAGGCCUCUGUCCACUGCCUCCUGCACUGUUGCUGGUGGCUCUUUUUUAGGGGUGUAGGUGUAAAGGGCCUGGGUGCUGGGGAUUGCCUGUGGCCCACCCAACUCUUGGGGCGGUGGCCCGUAACCCUAGUUUGCUCUAGGCUUUUUGCCCACCCAACCCCUGGACUGGAGCUCCAGCCUGGACCCUGCAGUUGCCUGCCACUCCCAUCCUGCCUUCGAGGCGGGGCAGCGAGGCGCACGCCUCCCCCGUCCCGUCUGCUGACGGGGCAGAAGGAGGACCUCACCCCACACACUCUGUCCUAUUCCAAUGUCCUGCAUGUCAAGUCUCACUGGCGCCUACUGCUGGUGGGGCUGGGUCUUUAAGCGCCAGAGAGUGAAUCCUGAACAGCUGUCCUCAACUGAGACCCCAGGCUGAGGGAAGGGCUGGCCGGUGGAGGCACAGCCUCCCUCGUGUGGUCCUGGGCUCCACGCGGCACCUGAGUGGACACCCCUUUGGCGGCAGUUAUUUUGGCCUGCCACCAGUGCCCUUCUCAGGCCAAGAACAAGGCUACUACGUUACUACAUAAAAGCUGACCAGUGCCCCAUGGCACAAGCAACACUACCUUUCCAUGGGCAGCUCAUGCCCUGUGGUGACAGCCAGUGUGCACACACUGGGGUCACGAACGAAACAGACAUCCACGACCAUGGAAAAGACAAGUCCUCAUCCAGGAAAUGAGGACACUUUGCACCUUUUUAUACCAGUCAGUAUCUUCUGUUCAUUAAAGCGGUCGAUCACCCA
This is a messenger RNA of Oryctolagus cuniculus (rabbit), 2614 nucleotides long. The record is from RefSeq and is a predicted model, not a curated record. NCBI's taxonomy places the organism in Eukaryota, Metazoa, Chordata, Mammalia, Lagomorpha, Leporidae.